Messenger RNA from Penicillium taxi, 1725 nucleotides. Its product is annotated as fungal specific transcription factor domain-containing protein. Gene Ontology annotation, biological process: regulation of DNA-templated transcription; DNA-templated transcription. NCBI's taxonomy places the organism in Eukaryota, Fungi, Ascomycota, Eurotiomycetes, Eurotiales, Aspergillaceae. The record is from RefSeq and is a predicted model, not a curated record. Gene Ontology annotation, cellular component: nucleus. Gene Ontology annotation, molecular function: zinc ion binding; DNA-binding transcription factor activity, RNA polymerase II-specific; transcription cis-regulatory region binding. Bases 1 to 1725 code for a protein of 574 amino acids. The transcript has 5 exons.
AUGGAGAAGGAGAUCGCAGAUCUUCGGCUUCGCUUAGCUAGCAAUGCAGAUGAGCAACUAGCUGAGCCUCAUGCCAGUGACGAUCUUUCCCCAUGCUCAGAUGUGUUCGCACACCAGGAUCCCUCUGGUUUAAAUCGAUCUCGGCCAGUAUCUGUGCCAGUGGAACCACACUCUUCUAUCACUACUCCAUUGACCGUGCAAAGGUCUGGAUCUAUUCUGUCACAGGAAGAAAACACCCCAUGGAGGCUGGAGGACAUCACCCUCUCCCGAGCCCGAGUAGCCCGCUUAUUCGAACAAUACUUCACUUACUACCAUCCAUUUCUUCCUCUUCUCAACCCCCCAAAGCCACCUGAGGCCUAUUUGAACCGAUGUCCCUUGCUUGCGUGGACUCUCAUCUGUGUGGCUAGUCGAAGGUCUCCAUGUGAACCUGGCUUGUUGAGUGCGCUGUCAGGUCCAUUCAAUCGUCUGCUGUGGUCCACUAUCACUAGUGUGCCGCAGAACUACCGUGUGGUCAAGGCACUAUGUGUUUUGUGUACAUGGCCUCUGCCAACGACAAGUCAAAGGACAGACACGACUUUUAUGCUCAGUGGCUUAAUGAUGCAGAUAGCUAUGCAGUUAGGGCUGCACCGCCCAGUCCAAGCAGAGGAGUUCACCACAUUCCAGAUGGAGGUUCAAGGUGAAGCAUUAAAAGACCGUCUUCAUACGUGGGUCAUCUGCAACAUAGUUGCUCAGAAUGUUGCGACUGGCUAUGGGCAGCCUCCAAGUACAAUAUACGAUUGGGCUCUGGAACCAGCAUCGUUGAAAGAUGCUGACUAUCACCUACCGGAUGACUUGGCCAUUCGGCUACGCAUCGAGAAAUUUUGCGAUCGUGUCACCAAAUCCCUGUAUAGUAGCAAACCCGAGCAGGCAGAAUUUAUCAGCGUCGAGAAGCUGGUCCUUGUGCAAAUUCUUGAAAGUGAAUUGAGAGAGAUGGAAGUCGAAUUUGGUCAAGAAAUAUCAGCGAUCAACAGGAUUCAUUUACGCGCAGCAGAACUACACUUCCGGUAUUUCCUGUUCCUCGGAUCUACCACACGGAUUGACGACCUCACUAAGCUGUACAUCGCAACAACGUCGUUCCUGGGUCGAGUUCUUGAUCUCGAAACAGCGCCAGGCGAGUUGAUCAGCCACUCCACCAAUUAUAUUCUUCAAAUGAUCGUUUCGGCGGCCUUUGCUCUGAUGAAACUGUUAAAGAGUAGCUUCAGCCGGCAUAUUGAUUUCAAUCACGGCAAGCUGCUGUUCAAUGGAGCCAUCUCGGCUAUUCGCAGAAUCAGCGUCAUGGAUCACGAUCGACCCAUUCGCCUAGCUGAUAUCCUUGCGCAAAUGUGGAAUGCCACUGGCCCAGAACUCGCCGAUGACGAUACCCUUCAGCUCAAGGUUCGUUGUAGGAUGAGCAUGAGUCAUGUUUACGACACCGUUUGGCGCUGGAGACAACGUUUCAGGCCUAUCAAAACGAUAGAGGAAAUGCAAGCAGCAGCAGCAGCAGCGAACCAGGAUAUUACAACAACAACUGGCCCCUUGACACAGCAGCAAACUAGUUCUCUCGAAGACUCCUCUCUGAUGUUAGCUGCCCAAUUUGACGAAAGCGGCGGCUUUUUUGGCGAAGCUGGCUUCUCAGAAGUGUUCGACUCUCUUAACUGGGUUUUUGAUGGCAUUCCGGAAUCUUUCGUCGCUCCUCCGAUUCUGUGA